Molecule: messenger RNA, 1899 nt
Organism: Physcomitrium patens
Lineage: Eukaryota; Viridiplantae; Streptophyta; Bryopsida; Funariales; Funariaceae
Product: caffeic acid 3-O-methyltransferase
Molecular function (GO): protein dimerization activity; O-methyltransferase activity
Source: RefSeq, a predicted model, not a curated record
GGGUGCGGUCUCGGUAGUUGUUGUCUGCUCUUUGAUGUCCUCCAGUCCCCCCCCCCCCAGAGCUGUUGGAGUCGUCGUCGUCGUUGUUGUUGCCGUUGUCGUCACCAUUUCUGCGUUCAUCAUGUGUCGACAGCACGGGGGAUUUGCAGUUUGACGGACAGUAACAGAACAGGUCUGAUCCUUAUGGUACCCACCGAAGGAUCUUGAAUUCGUGGGAGUGCUGUCAUGUGGACAGUCCACGAUGACUGUGGUUGGAAGACCAGAAGAGACUUUGGGUCAUCGACUGCCGAUUUACGGCAGUAUUCAUCAACUGCCUUUCACAAAUCAAUUUCAACAGCGGGAAGGAAUGGCUUGUGGAGAGGGACACGAUCAUGUGGGCGAGGAUGUCUAUUCCACCAAUCAACAGAAGGCCACGACCCACAUUGACAAGGUUAGAUUGGCAGCUAUUGAGCUCGUGGGUCAAGCUGCGAUUCCCGGUACGCUGGCUUCUCUUGCACGUCUCAAUGUCUUCGAGGCGCUUGCCCGAGCGGGGGACGGUGUAGAGCUGACACCUCAAGAGCUGGGCAACCAGGCAAUGCCGGGAAAGGUCAUCAACUUGAGCUAUCUUGGAAGAAUGCUCCGCCUGGCAAGCAGCGUAAAGGUUUUGCGCGAGGUUGCUACAAUGAGUGAGGAUGGCUCAACCGAGCAUCGCUACGGGCUGGAACCAAUCGGUAAAUUCUUGGUAGACGACGCAGAGAAGGGCUCCUUGGUCCACUUGUUACUCAUGUAUCAAGACCCUGUGUUCUUAAGUACCUGGAAUCACCUGCCUGAAUCUGUCCUGGAUGACUCGGUCCAACCAUUCGCAAGAGCACAUGGCGGAUUGCAUGCGUGGGAAUAUGGAAUGCAAAAUCCUGAAUUUGACGAAAAGUUCAACAAGGCUAUGGCUGGACAUUCGAAGCUGUACAUGCGUGCCUUUUUGGAUGUUUAUCAGGGGUUUGAGGGAGUGAGGGUGUUGAUCGACGUAGGAGGAGGAUUUGGCUCUGCUAUCAGCACCAUCACUGCCCGGUAUCCUCACAUCAAGGGGAUCAACUUCGAUCAACCUCAUGUAAUCAAAGCUUGCCCUGAAUUGCCAGGAGUGGAGCACAUGAGUGGAGACAUGUUUGAGUCCAUCCCAUCUGGAGGCGAUGCCAUCUUCUUGAAGUACAUACUGCAUGACUGGGACGACGAAAGCUGUAUCAAACUUUUGAAGAACUGUCACAAGGUGUUACCUGCAAACGGCAAGGUGAUUGCUGUGGACAGCGUGUUAACCGACACCAUUAACUUCGAAGGAGGUGAUCGCAUGGCCUUCAUGGUUGACAUGAACAUGAUGGCAUUCAACCACUCCGGUGCUCGUGAACGAAAUGAAGGGGAGAUGCGCAAGCUUGGACUGUAUGCUGGAUUCCUGCGUGUCGAUGUUGUAUGCAAGGUUGAUCAACUCUCUGUUACAGAAUUUAUCAAGGCUUGACUUGGGUCCAGUGACAGAUCACCCAUGUUUGCUUGUCACUGUGGCGUUGUCUAUCCAUACCAAAAAUAUCAAUCCCUUUGAGUUCCACUUCGACUGGAUUCAAGGCUAGGGACCGCUAUAUUUUACACGUUAAUAAUGCAGGCAUUGCAGAAAAGAGCCGUUGCAGGUGCUCUAAGUGGAUGCUGAGGAGUCACAAGCUCUCAUCACCAGGUAGAUAUGACUUUUACCGAAAACUGAAAACUCCUUUUAGCAUACGAGGAGUUUCAAUUUUUGCUUCGGUACAAGUAGGUAGUGGCAGCAGAGAACUCAUUGCAUAAUAAGCACCAGAAUGUGAAACACGUUUUAAGGCUGGUGUACAAUGUUGUUUUGCUAAGACUCAAAAUUGUAAUAAAGUAAAUAUUGUCCAAAAGAAAAAA